Truncatella angustata is the source of this 2003-nucleotide messenger RNA. RefSeq names its product pisatin demethylase. Lineage: Eukaryota; Fungi; Ascomycota; Sordariomycetes; Amphisphaeriales; Sporocadaceae. Gene Ontology annotation, molecular function: monooxygenase activity; oxidoreductase activity, acting on paired donors, with incorporation or reduction of molecular oxygen; iron ion binding. Bases 167 to 1687 code for a protein of 506 amino acids. The record is from RefSeq and is a predicted model, not a curated record. The transcript is spliced from 5 exons.
GGGUAAAGUGGUCAAAACUUGCUGGCUGGUCCAUGGGUCUCAGUAAUACCUGCUGCAUAUUGGUGCGGGGUGGCUGCAAAACAAAAAGGCUAUAAGGGAUCCAUCGUAUCUAGUUAUUAGUACUUCCUCGCAAUAUUUCUGGUUCCUGAAUUCGGAGCAACUUAAAAUGAAUCUCACGAGAAUCGAUCUUUCCGCUUCGAAUCUUGGCCUUUGCGCCGUCGGCACAUUGUUGAGCUGGUAUCUCAUCACGUCUAUCGUUGCGUGGUACCGCCUGCGGCACAUCCCAGGACCUUUCCUGGCAUCAUUCUCCUACCUUUGGCUUGCCGGUGUUGCCCAGAGCGCUCGUCAGUACUAUGUGCACAAGGAUCUUUGCAAGAAGUACGGGCCAUUGGUCAGAGUUGGACCGAAUGAAUUGACAACAGAUGACCCGGAAGUUCUGAAGCGAAUGCCGGCAGCGAGAAGCCUUUACGACCGGGACGCGUGGUAUCUAGGAGCCAGGUUCAAUGCCCAUCAUGACAGCCUCUUCACUAUGAGGGACAGAGCUGGUCACACCGAGCGGAAGGCCAAGGUUGUAAGUGGUCUUGCCGGUCGAGAAACGCCGCUAAUUGAAGCGGGCGUCGAUGCUCAAGUGACUACUCUUAUUGAGGUGAUCCGAGAAAACUAUCUUUGGGAUCCGUCUAGCAAACAGAACAAACUGCUGGACUUUGCGCCCCUUAUCAGCUAUUUCACAAUGGACGUGAUAUCAAAAGUCGCAUUCGGCGAAGAGUUCGGAUAUUUGAAAGCCAACGCGGAUCUCUUCGACUUCUUACGUGAGGUACGAGACAGCUGGCCACGACUAGCCAUGGCUGUCGACGUGCCAUGGAUAAGAAACGUGCUGUUCUCUAAAUUGUUCUUGAAAUUUUUUGGCCCAACAGAAAAGGACGAGAAAGGCAUGGGGAAAUGUAUUGGUAUAGCGCAGAAGUUCGUCGAGAAAAGAUUUGAACCCGAUGCAGACCAACAGAAUGACCUUCUGGGGACUUGGAUUCGUAAUGGUCUAUCUCGAAAAGAGUGUGAAGUUGAUGGCCUCCUCAUGAUAAUUGCGGGAAGCGACACUACGGCAUCCACGAUUCGUAUCACCAUGCUGUAUGUUAUGACAUGCCCGCAAGUAUAUCAGAAGCUCAAGCACGAAAUCGACACUGCGGUCCGUGAAGGCAGAGCUUCAAGCCCCAUCUCAUAUGACGAGGCGAGGAGGCUGCCCUAUCUUCAGGCUGUCAUUUACGAGGGACUUCGUCAGCGCCCACCAGCGCCAGGUCUGUACCCCAAAUCGGUACCUCCGGAAGGUGACUAUAUCCAUGGCAAAUUCAUCCCUGGAGGUACGGCCAUAGGGAUGAACACCGCCUCCUUGUUCUCUUCGACAACACAAUUUGGUGUCGAUGCAGGUAUCUUCCGCCCAGAGCGCUUCACUGAAGCUAGUGAGGAACACCGAGAACACAUGAAGAAGACCAUCGAGCUGUGCUUUGGGCAUGGUCGCUUCAUGUGUGCUGGCAAGCCUGUAGCGUUCAUGGAGUUAAACAAAGCGUUCUUCGAGCUUCUGCGCCAUUUUGACUUCCAAUUGGUGAAUCCCACAAAGCCAUGGGAGUCGCGAAGCUAUAGCGUAUUUGUUGAGGAGAAUAUGUGGGUCAAAGUUACGAAAGCCAUCAAACAGUGAAUGACAGUAUCAGAAGGAAGUACGUAUGGAAUCGCGCACAUUCCGAACCACAUUACGAUCUCCGGCUCGGGUGAGAACAGUAUGUGGAACUUCAACUAUAACUGAAGGUCGUUGAGAGUAGACAGAAACUGGAAUAGCUCAUUCAUUAUGCAAAUCGACUACAGGCGCCGGCCAUGAUAGGAUGUUGGCCCAAAUGCGAGGCCGGGCCGCUACAUUUUCAACAUACCAUGACGAUUAAUAUAGUUAGCGCGCCGUCGGCAACACUGAUAGCUUACGUAUGUUACAAAUAUGAUGGUCUAAGAAUGGUGUUCCAAGC